UGGCGCCUUGUCCGUUUCUCUGUUUACUUUUUUCCAAUCAUAUGUUUGGUUGAUAAUUUUUCUCAUUUUCUAAUUUGACAAGACUCAAGUUUUUAUUUUCCAAAUGAUUAACAGUUGAUUUGUUUUCUAAUUAAAUUAGUUUAUUGUUGUUAAUUGUUAUUUAAUUUGUUUUUCUUUACUUUAUGUUUUUGAUUAAAUGAUGAAACGAUUCAAAGAUGAUCAACUUAACGUUUUUGUAAAUUAUUUUCUAGAAAAGAGAAACUAUUUCAAUACUCAACAAAGUCCAGGUAAACCAAAGCGAAGGUGUUUAUCCAUUAAAGAAAUGGUCACAAGCAAUAUUGUCGAUAAUUGUGACAAAAUUUUUCCUAUUAGUGGACAAUUGCCUUAUGAAAACUGUGAUGGAAACUUUUCUACUCCUACUGUUAAUACAAAUGCUAAUACAAAUACCACUGCGACUACAGAUAUAGAUGCUAGGAUAUCACCAUCGACAGCGUUAACAUUAACAUCAAUAUCGACAUCGACAUCGACACCUCUAAAACUAAUUUGUGAUAAUGUGAAUAUGAUACAUACCAAUAGUGAAAAGAUAAUCAUGAUGUGUGAUGGUGAGAAUAGAGGAAAUGAUCGAGAUGAUGGAGAUGAUGGAGAGAGUAAUAGUAAUGACAAAAGUAAUUCAACAACAUCGAGAAGAAGAAACAAUUUGGAAAAUGGAUCAUCAAGUGUAGAGAAUGGAUUUAAUUCCUCUUCCUCUUUAUCAAAUAGCAAUGAAGGCGAUGAUUUAGAUGAUUUGGACAAUUGCUUCGAACAAUUGAAACGAUUACCUCCCAAUAUUCCGAGUUCAUGUCUUGGCUACUUAGAGAAAGAAAGUCCUUGUAGUGUGGACAUAAGAAAAGAUAUAAAAUAUUUCGCCGCAGGAUUUGGUAAUUGUGAGAUUAAUUUGUGGUCUUUGAAAGAGAUUGGAUUUGAGAGUAGGAAAAGUUCAGCGAAUUCAUCAUGUUCCAUAUUAAAUCCACUUCGAUUAGCUGCUAGUUCAGAAUUGAUAUUCGAUCAAAAUUAUCUCAUCAACAAUAAUCAAUCUCAAUUUAAUUCAUAUUCUCAAUCUCAAUUCCAUUCUAUUUCUCAUUCUCCAUCUUUACGUCAUCAUAAUCAUCGUCCUCCACCUCAUCAUCAUCCUCACCAUACUCAUCAUCUUCAUUCUUCUCAGCAUCCAUCUCAUCAUCACAAUGUCCAUAAUCCUCAACACCAACAUCACCAUUCUGAUCAUCAUCAUCAUCAUCAUCGUCAUUAUCAUUCUCAACAAUUUCGACAACAUUCAAACAAGUCAAGUGGAGACAAAACACUUUCUGGUGCUUCCAUUUUACGAGGACAUUGUGGUCCAGUUUAUGGUCUUAAUUUUAUCGAAAACUCUAAUCAUUUGAUUUCUUGCUCGGAAGAUACAACAAUUAGAAUUUGGGAUCUUAACAAUUGUAGAAACGAAUUCGUUUAUUGUGGUCAUCUUUAUCCGAUCUGGACAAUCGACAGUAGCCCAUUAGAAUUAUACUUUGUCUCUGGUUCUAGAGACACAACUGCCCGAUUAUGGACCUUUGAACGACUUUAUCCAAUAAGGAUCUUCACUGGACAUUUGUUAGAUGUCGAUGUUGUUAAAUUUCACCCAAAUGCCUCUUAUAUAGCGACGGGAUCAUCAGAUAAAACUAUUCGUCUUUGGGAAAUUAAGUCUGGUCAAAUGGUCCGUAUAUUGGAAGGUCAUAAGUCGAGAGUCAAUUGUUUAACUUUUUCACCCGAUGGUAAAUAUUUAGUCUCUGGAAGCGAUGAUUUUACAGUCAAAAUUUGGGAUCUCAGGUCAUCGAAAGUACCGAUCUCGAGUCUAUCAUCACACCAAUCAUCAGUUAACGACGUUUCAUUUAAUGGCGAUGGAUCUGUACUCAUAUCAGCGAGUUCAGAUCGAUCAGUUAAAUAUUGGGACUUUAAUCAACUCAAAAACAACAAUCAGCCAUCAUCUAAAUGCUUAUUAAACUCAACGACCACUGGAUUAUCAAUAAUUAAACUGAAAAUGUUGAAACAUAAUGUGAUUUAUUUACAUGGACGCAAAUAAAAAUAAAUUAAUAAUUAGUAAUAAAAUUAAAACUUUGACUACAAAA
Messenger RNA from Panonychus citri (citrus red mite), 2135 nucleotides. Its product is annotated as WD repeat-containing protein 91 homolog. The transcript is spliced from 4 exons. The record is from RefSeq and is a predicted model, not a curated record. The coding region runs from base 197 to 2089 and encodes 630 amino acids. NCBI's taxonomy places the organism in Eukaryota, Metazoa, Arthropoda, Arachnida, Trombidiformes, Tetranychidae. Gene Ontology annotation, molecular function: protein binding; RNA polymerase II general transcription initiation factor activity. Gene Ontology annotation, cellular component: transcription factor TFIID complex. Gene Ontology annotation, biological process: transcription initiation at RNA polymerase II promoter.